AAACCCGUCAGUUGCCAGCCUGCCACACCAGCUGCCGCCAUGCUGACCGCCGAGGACAAGAAGCUCAUCACGCAGUUGUGGGAGAAGGUGGCUGGCCACCAGGAGGAAUUCGGAAGUGAAGCUCUGCAGAGGAUGUUCCUCGCCUACCCCCAGACCAAGACCUACUUCCCCCACUUCGACCUGCAUCCCGGCUCUGAACAGGUCCGUGGCCACGGCAAGAAAGUGGCGGCUGCCCUGGGCAAUGCCGUGAAGAGCCUGGACAACCUCAGCCAGGCCCUGUCUGAGCUCAGCAACCUGCACGCCUACAACCUGCGUGUUGACCCCGUCAACUUCAAGCUGCUGGCGCAGUGCUUCCAGGUGGUGCUGGCCGCACACCUGGGCAAAGACUACAGCCCCGAGAUGCAUGCUGCCUUUGACAAGUUCAUGUCCGCCGUGGCUGCCGUGCUGGCUGAAAAGUACAGAUGAGCCACUGCCUGCACCCUUGCACCUUCAAUAAAGACACCAUUACCAC
This is a messenger RNA of Anas platyrhynchos (mallard), 511 nucleotides long. RefSeq names its product hemoglobin subunit alpha-D. Gene Ontology annotation, biological process: hydrogen peroxide catabolic process; oxygen transport. Gene Ontology annotation, molecular function: oxygen carrier activity; iron ion binding; heme binding. Gene Ontology annotation, cellular component: haptoglobin-hemoglobin complex; blood microparticle; hemoglobin complex. Lineage: Eukaryota; Metazoa; Chordata; Aves; Anseriformes; Anatidae. The record is from RefSeq and is marked provisional.